AUGAAACUCUCCAAAAUCUUAUAUUUCUUCGCAGCCCUCUUAGCUCUCAACUUCAUUGCCCCAAGAGAUUACAAUAGCAUGGUAGAAGCAAAGCCAGCCAAAAAAUUAACACCAGCAGAAAGGAAAAAGAGAAAUCAAAAUAUAAUGAUAUACAGUUCUAUAGCCUCUGCUGUUGCUUUACUUAUUGGAGGUGCAGUAGGUUUAGGUAUUCAUUUACAUAAAAAUAACAAGGGAGACAACAAGAAAGGUACUCCAGGAGCAAAAAAAAAUGAUAACAAAGCAGUAAACCCAUCAAUAUCAAGUACCAUGUACAGAGCCUAA
Messenger RNA from Plasmodium falciparum 3D7, 321 nucleotides. NCBI's taxonomy places the organism in Eukaryota, Apicomplexa, Aconoidasida, Haemosporida, Plasmodiidae. The record is from RefSeq and is a predicted model, not a curated record.